Messenger RNA from Tetrapisispora phaffii CBS 4417, 3141 nucleotides. It is a transcript of the gene NMD5, whose product is annotated as Nmd5p. NCBI's taxonomy places the organism in Eukaryota, Fungi, Ascomycota, Saccharomycetes, Saccharomycetales, Saccharomycetaceae. Gene Ontology annotation, biological process: protein import into nucleus. The coding region runs from base 1 to 3141 and encodes 1046 amino acids. Gene Ontology annotation, molecular function: small GTPase binding. Gene Ontology annotation, cellular component: cytosol; nuclear envelope. The record is from RefSeq and is a predicted model, not a curated record. The transcript has a single exon.
AUGGACCCGACUACCUUGCUGCAGUGCUUCGAAGGCACAUUGAACCAUGAGGCAAGCAUUAGAAACAGCUCCGAAGAGUACUUGAAACAGGCCAGCGCCAUGCAAGGGUUCUUGGGCGCAUGUCUAGACAUCAUAUCACUCGAAGCUGUCCCAGAGAACGUUAAACUGUCGGCGUCUCUAUACUUCAAAAACAAAAUCACCUACGGCUGGAACGAUGAGUACCAAAGUAGAAACGAGAUGUUGAACAACAAGGUCGAUAAUGACGAAAAACCAGUCGUCAAAGCACUGCUCGUAAAGGCGAUGCUAAGUUGCUCAAAACACUCUCCAAACUCGCUCAGAAUCUUGAAGUCCGCCUUGACAGUGAUAGUCAGCGACCAGUACCCGUCGAAGCUUUGGGCCGACCUGCUUCCAAGCUCCACAGAACUGCUUACUCAAGGUGACAUGGAUUCCGCCUAUGUCGGACUCAUCUGUCUCGCCGAAGUAUUCCGAACGUACAGGUGGAAGGAAAACGACGCCAGGCAAGACCUCGAGGGUCUCGUCUUGCAGUACUUCCCAAGCUUGUUGCAGUUCGCAGAGUCAAACUUGUUCCAAGACGGCGCAAACAUGAAUGAUCCAAAAAUUGGUGAAAUGGUAAAAUUGAUCUUGCAAAGUUACAAGUUCGUCACUUAUUAUGACUUGCCGUUCACUUUGCAACGUGCUGACUCCUUCAUCCCAUGGGCAAAUUUCUUCGUUAAGAUCAUCCAACAACCUUUAUCACAAGAAUUCCUCUCAAAGACACACCAAAACGAAAGAAGUAAUAACAGUUGGGUCAAGUGUAAAAAAUGGUCAUACGCAAACUUAUACAGGCUCUUUCAAAGAUACGCUUCCAUUACAUUGACUAGAAAAUUCGAAUAUGAAGAGUUUAGAAAUCUUUACAUCAAACAGUUUUUACCUCAGUUAUUGCAAUUGUUGUUCCAGCAGAUUGAAGAAUGGGGUCAAAAUAACUUAUGGCUAAGUGACGAAUCUAUCCAUUACAUUUUAAGUUUCAUCGAACAGACCAUUGUUCAAAAACCAACUUGGCCACUUGUAAAGGACCAUUACCCAACUAUUUUACAACACGUCAUUUUCCCAUUAUUAUGUCCAACUGAGGAAACGUUAGAUACAUUUGAAAACGACCCACAGGAAUACAUUCACAGGAACUUGGAACUCUGGGACGAUAGUUACUCUCCAGAUUUGUCUGCUGUGUCUCUGUUAACAACGACAGUGAACAAACGUAGUAAAGCCACUCUACAACCAACUUUAGAAUUUGUUAUUCGAAAUCUACAAAUGAACGCAACUGAUAUCCAAACUAUGCCUCUAGAAAAUGCAGUCAAAAUUGAAUCUGCUCUAAGAAUUUUCUCAAGCAUCGUCGAUAGAUUGACCCUUAAGAAUUCCCCAUAUUUAAAUGAGAUUGAAGGUUUUUUAAACGUAUAUGUCUUCUCGUAUUUUACUUCACCACAUGGCUUUUUAAGAACACGUACUUGUGAAAUCAGCUCAAAACUAGGCAUGAUUGAUUUUAAAGAUGAAACUAUUCUUCCAAAAAUCUACCAUGGUGUUUUAAGCUGUUUAAAUGAAGAGUCCGAUAGUUUGCCAGUGAAGUUAUUGGCAGCAUUAGCUAUACAGGCUUUCAUUCAUAAUCCACAAUUCCAAGAAUCAUUAUCAACUAUUGUAGUACCGACUAUGCAAAGCUUAUUGUCCUUAUCCAAUGAGUUCGAAUCUAACGAUAUUUCAGGUGUUAUGCAAGAUUUCGUUGAACAGUUUGCUGAACAACUUCAGCCAUUUGGUGUUGAACUAAUGAAUACUUUGGUUCAGCAAUUCUUGAAAAUUGCAAUCGAACUGCACGAUGCCUCAAAUAUCGAUCCAAACAGCAUAAUGAAUGGUGAUGUUCCAGAUGAAGGUGAUAAACAAAUGGCUGCAAUGGGUAUUCUUUCUACUACAAUCUCCAUUUUAUUAUCCUUUGAAACCUCACCAGAAAUUGUCAAAAAUUUAGAACAAUCAUUCUAUCCUGCUGCUGAGUUCAUUUUAAAGAAUGAUAUUGAGGAUUUUUACCGUGAAUGUUGUGAAUUCGUUGAGAACUCUACUUUCUUAUUGAGAAGUGUGACUCCAAUCUCUUGGAAAAUAUUAGAAUGGAUUGGAGAAUGUAACGAAAAGGAGGAUAGUAUGGUUUCAUUCUAUUUAGAAGAUUUUAUGUUGGUUAUUAAUAACUACUUACUUUACGGUAAGGAUGAACUACAAAAAAAUAACUUCUAUGCCAAAAUUUUAAUUGAAAUUUAUAAGAAAGCCAUUUCAAAUUCAGAAGAGAAUACAUUAGAUGAGAUGAACGUUAUUUUUGAUUUUUCUCAAAAAAUGGUUUUAACAUUUGACACAAGCUUAUCAGAUAUAUUAAGACAACAGUUCUUGGAAGAUGCAACAAACUCUAUUAUUGUAGAAAGAUUAAACAUUAAAAAACAAGUAGUAUUCGGUGUUACCUCUUUCAAUGUUAUCGUGGCUAAUUUAGUCAUAACACCUGAGGUUACUUUACAAUUUUUAAAGCAUAAAAACAUACUAGAAUAUUUCUUUGAAAUUUGGUUGACUUUCUAUAUUCCAAACUACAAGAGAGUUUAUGAUAUCAAACUAUCUGUUUUGGCUCUCUUAAGUAUUGUCACAAAAAUGAAUUCAGAUUCUCUGAUUAAUCUGGGUCUCCAAAAUGUUUUCUCAAAAAUGGGAAGUUUGUUAAUACAAUUAUUUGCAAAAUACCCAAGUGCGUUGAAGUCGUUAGAGGAAAAGCGUAAAGAAUUCACUUCAGACUCAUUCAACGCGUCAGAAUUUGCAGAUUGGGGAGAAGAUUUCGCAGCAGAUGGAAACGAAGAUGAUGAAGAUGACGCAGUUAUCAACGAGUACAUGAGCCAACUGAAAAGCGGAGGUAUGAACUUUGUUUCUGAGGAUGGGUUUGAUGAUGAUGGGUUUGACGACUUAGAGGAAGACCCAUUGGUUGGUUCUAUUCUUGAUCCAAUCAACUUGUACGAUUCAUUCAAGCACUCCAUAAGCUCGCUCCAACAAACGGACGAGUCCAAAUACAAUGCAUUUGUACAAACUCUAUCCACUGAUGACCAGAGUUCCAUGACUCAAUUGUUAGCAUUAUAA